CUUGCGUAUAGUGUGAUGACUGAACUAUAUCGCAUCGAUAGAAAGGAGGCUCGUGAUAUGUUGGUGACAAAAGUGAAAAGAUACAACUCUACAACAAUUUUGGAAAUAAGUGAAAAGUUUACACUGAUGAAGUUUAUGGGACAUGCUGCAUGUCAAACAAAGCUGAAUAAGAUUUGGAAAGGUCAUAUUUCCACAAAUACUUCAAAUAUUAAGGCAAUCAUUGCUGCUUUUAUUCCAAUUUUUAUAAUGAAAGUAGUCAAGACAGAUAACAAAGUUGGACCACAGAAACCAAAUGGAACAACGUCGGAGGUUGACACAAAAUGGCCCGACUGGAGAAAUAUAUAUUACUUUUACAAUUCACCUAUGAUCAAGUUUCUUUUCCAUGUUUUGACGUAUAUGGCUAUGCUAGUGAUUUUCUGCAUGUUUAUAUUGACGGAUCUACACCCAAUGUCAGAAAAAUACCCAUCAGUAUAUGAAUAUAUUGUGUAUGCAAUGGCAGGGUCAUUAAUGAUAGAAGAAACCAGACAGGCUUUUGUUAUCAAGCAAGUGUCGUGGAAUUUAAUGACCUGGUUCAGUUUUUGGACCCUAUUUGAAAUUCUGAUGUACAGUAUGUUUAUAACUUCUGUAUUUCUAAGAUUGACCUUGUCAGUUGGGAAGUUUUACCAUACUCGAAUGACAUAUGCAAUAACAUUAGGACUUUUCAUUGUAAACGGGAUGCAGUUUUUUCUUGCUUCAAGACAUAUUGGUCCGAAAGUCAUCAUGAUUGGAAGAAUGAUGUAUGACAUCAUCUUUUUUAUAUUGAUAUUUGCUGUAUUUGUAUUUGGCUUUGGUGUAAUUUAUCAAGCAACGAUGUACCCAAAUUCUACGCUAGGAUUUCAACUGUUCAAAGAAAUCAUAUACAUGCCAUAUUGGCAGUUGUAUGGUGAAUUGUUUUUAGCCGAAUUUGAAGGAAAAGAACCAUCUCCCUGUUCGCAUGAUGUUUCACUUUAUUCUAAAGGGACUAUCGCAAGAUGCCCAGAGGUUAACCAGAUCAACACCUUAUUGUUGGCUAUCUACAUGGUGGUAACACACAUAAUUCUUGUCAAUAUUCUCAUUGCAAUGUUUUCGAAUACAUUCACCAAGGUUCAAGACAACAAUGAACUAGUUUGGAAAUUCCACAGAUAUUCCCUCGUCCAGGAGUAUUAUGAUAAAUCUAUGUUGAUACCGCCAUUAAUUAUUAUCAGUCACAUGUUUAAGAUCAUUAUGUGUAUGUAUAAUGCAUGUAGAGGCAUCACAAAUGGAAGUAAUAUGUUCAAGUUGAAGAGACCUGAUGCCCCCAACAAAUUGGAAAAGAAAGCAGUUUACAAUUAUUUUAAUCUGCCAGCUCGGAUGAGACGGUAUCAUGCCAAGAACAUGGAGGCCGAAAAAGACGGGUUGGAAGCUAGCUAUGAACAAGAUACUGAACUUAGCUUACAAGAGCAGUUUGAUUUAUUAUCCUCGGACAUGGAUUCAAUGCAGGAAAAUCAAUUGAAAACUUUGCAGGCUAUUAACCAAUUGAAAGAAAAACAGCAGAAGCUAUUGAUAGUGGAUGUUAAUUCCAAAACAGAGGGUCAAAUCUUUGUACCCGUGGAAAUGCCUAUAACACGAUCAAAAUGAACGUGAGGGUACUCAAAUUGCACCAUUUUUGACAGUAUUUUAACCUACUUUUAUAUAUGCUCCGGACAAUGUUUAAUUUUGAAUCCAUAUCAAAUCAUUGUAAAAACUGGUCUAAACUGACCUCAAAACCAUCAAUGAUUCCGUAAUCAGGACUACCCAAAUUGCAUCGUCAAAAGUUGUUUUCUUUCUUCAAAUAUUUUAAACAAUUGGAUAUGAGUCCAUUAUUAUUCUUCAUUUCUUUUUUAAAGAAAUGGAUGCUUUUAACAUAUUGUAUCUAAUAAUUUUAAAACGAUGAUGUGUUGAUGACAUCGCAUGGCGAAGUUUUCCGUACAUUUUACUUUGUCAGUAAAAACUUCAUCUGCAAAUAAAUACUGUGGAAGAAUAUAUUUACUCAUGUAAGACGUGCACGGUAUCAAAUCGUAAACAUACAAAUUGUUACAAAUUGAUACAAAUUGAUACAAAUUGUUUUUUACUAGUUAUGUGCAAUUUGGGUACCCGCUGCAAUUUGAGUACCGUAACGUUAGAUUUUACAAUCUCAAUCUUUAAAACAUUGUACCAACAUUAAAAACUUUGAUUUUUCAACCCUUUAUACCACUAUUCCACAUACUAAACUUAAAGCUCGACUGAAAGAACUCGUCAGCUUAUGUUUAUUUAAUCAAAAGGGCACUAGACGUUUUAAAUAUCUGGUUUUGGGCUGGAAUUCAGCUUACUUUGUGAAAAAUCAUAAAGAGUCAAGGAAAAAAUAUACCGACGAGGAUAUCACUGCCAUGCUGGACUUUUUAAUUGACAACAUAU
Molecule: messenger RNA, 2430 nt
Organism: Mytilus trossulus (common blue mussel)
Lineage: Eukaryota; Metazoa; Mollusca; Bivalvia; Mytilida; Mytilidae
Product: transient receptor potential cation channel subfamily M member 1-like
Exons: 9
Coding region: 16-1635 (539 amino acids)
Biological process (GO): calcium ion transmembrane transport
Cellular component (GO): plasma membrane
Molecular function (GO): ligand-gated calcium channel activity
Source: RefSeq, a predicted model, not a curated record